Molecule: messenger RNA, 3429 nt
Organism: Vanderwaltozyma polyspora DSM 70294
Lineage: Eukaryota; Fungi; Ascomycota; Saccharomycetes; Saccharomycetales; Saccharomycetaceae
Exons: 1
Coding region: 1-3429 (1142 amino acids)
Source: RefSeq, a predicted model, not a curated record
AUGAUACCCCAGUUAGCUAUAAAUUCUUUGACUUUAGUUGCACUAGCAACCGCUGUCAAUGGUUAUGCAGUUAGAUAUUCGAAUAGUUCUAUUCCUAUUUCCGCUUCAGCUAUUUCAUACACUGAUAUAUAUCCCACUUUUGACCCUUCCAUUUACUCUAGUUAUAAACCUUCCUCAGUGUCAUUUUCUUCUUAUAUUCCUGCUACUUCUAGCUUGUCUGAAAGAAAAUCUAUUGAAGAUGUGAGUGGUUCAAGCAUUCAACAUCUAUCUUCUUCAUUCAUUGAAAGUGAAUUACCGUCAUCAUUUCCUUCUCAUUCUGAUAAAUCAUCAAAUUAUGAAAGUUUAAAGUCCGUCGAGUUGUCUUCCAAUUAUGACAUCACUUUUUUAUCUUUCAACUCUGCAUCAAAAAUUUCUAAAUCCAUUGAAAACUCUUUAUCUGGUAGAGAAUCUAGCACUUAUUCCUUUGAUACAGUUACCAAAUCAACCCCAACUUCAGCAUCUUCUGUUUUCGAAUCAAUUCAAUCACAAGUUAUAAAUUCAUAUGACAUCUCAACUGAUGAUGAUAUAUCAAUUGAUAAUUCUAAAUAUUCUGAUUCAAUUGGCUUUUACACAACUUUAAGUUCAAAUACCCUAGAAACCAGUAUUUCUAAAUCUUUGGAUCUAACAUCUGAAGGAAUGAUAACUGAAACAGAAGAUGUAACUGUUACAACUUUUAUAAGUUCAUGCCCAACUACAUUUACUACUCAUGACAGUACUGGAUCCCAAUACUUGACAACAUCAAUUAAAAUCACUACCGUCACCUCUACAAUUUGUCACAUUUGUACUGAAAAACCAGUGACAUCGGAAAUUUCAAAAACUUCUGAAAAGAUGUCUUCUACUAUUGAAACUUCAAUUUCCACUACAUGGGUUGAAAUCACUACUACCAAUCUUUCCCAAACAACUACCACCUCAUCACCAGCACUUGUGAUCACUUCGACAGUUACAAAUGACAGUGAGGUUACAAUUUUCACAACAUGGUGUCCUCUUACCGAUACCAAAGUCUCCAGUUCUCCAGAUUCUACUACUACUACUACUACUGCCAUUUUAAGUACACAUAGUGAAGCUGAAUUUAAGACGUCAUUCACAAUUGAAUCACGUUUACUAAAGGAAUCUUCAAGUACUUUAAGAAUUGCGGAACUAUCAUCUUUACCCAUUUCUAGCUCUUUGAUAUCAUUAACCACUCAAUAUUCUACUUCUACUCCUUCAGCCACUAAAUCUGGCGAAAGAAGUACCAAUUCUUUGAGUCCAAGUUUUGCUCAUACUACUUCUCCAAUUGAAGAAAUUUCCUUCUUUGUCACAACUUAUACUCAUUUAAGGACAACUACAUUUACAACUGAAGUUUGUGAAAGCUUGAUUUGUUCCAAAUCUACUGUUGAAUCCAUUUUAUCCAGUACUCAAAUAUCAACUAUCACAUCCUCUACAUCUACCCCUAAUAUUCCUGAAAAUACUGUUAAAACUGUAGUUUGCACAGAAGAUAAAUGCUCCUCAUCAAGUUCUAUCUAUAAUCCAUCUUCAACAACUAGUGUCACAAGCAAGAUAAUUACCAGUACACAAUCAUUAUCCACAACUGAGUUACCAAAAUCCACACUAACUUCUGUCAGUCGUUCUAGUUCACCAUCACCAACAAGUUCUACAUAUCUAAAAACAACUGAAUCAACAUUAUCAACUGUAACUACAACAAGUAAUGGUGUAAUUACCAUUUAUACUACUUGGUGUCCUCUCACCAGCACAAGUAGAACAACCUCAAUUUUGUCUACAGUUUCUACUGUUACAACUACUAGUAAUGGAAUAAUUACAAUUUAUACUACUUGGUGCCCAUUAUCUUCUACUACUUCAAAUAAUAAACAACCAAGUAGUACUACUUCUAUUACUAAUUCAAGUCAAUCCUUCAAAUCUACAAUUAAAAUAUCUACUUUCAUUACAGUGACUAAGACCACUAAUAUAGUUUCAUCUAAGACAUCAGAAGCUAGCAAUAGUGUAGCAUCAUCUUUCCUUUCCACAUUAACAACUACUAGCAACGGAGUAAUCACAAUCUAUACUACUUGGUGUCCUCUAACUUCAAAUUCAGUUGUUAAAUCUACAAGUUCAGUUCAUAAAGCUUCAAUUGAUUCUAAAUCUAGUAUUGUUAAACCUACAACAGUAUCGACUACUGGUCCUAUUACUGGCUCCAAUUGGAUAAGAACUGUCCAGGUUUCUACUUCAAACACCUCAACAACAUCAUCCACAUCUAAGUCAUCUACCUCAAUCACUUCAACUACUUCAAGAGUUACUACCACUUCAAGUAUCUCUAAGAGUUCUUCUACUACCUCAACUAGCUCAACCAGCUUAACCAGCUCAACCAGCUCAACCAGCUUAACCAGCUCAACCAGCUUAACUAGCUCAACUAGCUUAACCAGCUCAACCAGCUCAACCAGCUUAACUAGCUCAACUAGCUUAACCAGCUCAACUAGCUCAACUAGCUCCACUUCCUCUACUUCCUCCACUUCCUCCACUUCCUCCACUUCCUCCACUUCCUCCACUUCCUCUACUUCCUCUACUUCCUCCACUUCCUCUACUUCCUCUACUUCCUCUACUUCCUCUAUCUCCUCCACUACAACUACCUCAAAAACCUCUUAUAUUCCAACCACUGCAACCACUCCAAGAACUUCAUCUACAUCAACUAAAAAUAUCAGAUCUAAUGUGACAUCUUCUAUUACCUCUUUACAAAUAAGUACUUCCAUCACAACCAAUGCGGAACAAGUUUCAUCUUCAACAACUCCAACUAGUUAUGUGAUGUCAACAGUGUUUACUACUAGCAAUGGUGUUGUCACAAUGUAUACAACUUGGUGCCCACUGAGCUCCUCAACAUCUUCAGUUUAUAUUGUCAACAAGACUACAAUUACUUCCAGCAUUAUGUCCUGUUCUGAAGGGAAGUGUAGUGAAGUUUCAAGUGCUAGUAGAUCAAUUUCUACUUAUACUUCUGUUGAUAAGACUUCAUCAGGCCAAGUUGUAGUAGCUACUUCUACUACUAGUAGAGUUGAUACUACAACAACUACUGAUGUCGCCACCACAAAUAUUCAUACAGUAAUUACCACCUCCCCUGUCAGUAGUGAAAUAGAAUCUUCUAAUAAAGUUACAACGGGAACAGAUGUCACAUUAAGUUCAAAGAUAGCUUCCAAAGAGUCCUCUGCCGGUUCAACUUUCUUGGGAACUUCAACAUCAACAACACCAGCUGCACCAUCUGUAACCAAAAAUAUUGAAACAUCUUCAACUAAAAACAUUAGCAUUGCACAAUUCACAUCCUCAUAUUCAUCAACUGAAUCUGCAACCAUAAGCGAAUUCACAGGCGGUGCCAAUACUUUCAUCAUCAAUAACCUAUAUUUUGUAUUAGUGACAUUAUUGUUCCUAUGA